Molecule: messenger RNA, 2895 nt
Organism: Dermacentor andersoni
Lineage: Eukaryota; Metazoa; Arthropoda; Arachnida; Ixodida; Ixodidae
Source: RefSeq, a predicted model, not a curated record
AUGCAAAACGCGGCACCGAUAGCCGGGCAGCCCUUAGGAGGGUCCCCUCGACGGCCCGGGCUGCCAGCUUGGCCGCCGCCUCCGACCGGCGGUUCUCCUGCGCGAGGUUCCAGCCCCGGGCGACUUCGCACGCCUUCGCCGCUCAGGCCCUCUAUAGACGUGCGCUCCGGCUCGCCGCCGCGUCCACCACUGGUAGCACCAGGGGUGCCGGUUACGCCUUCGCCGCACUUGCGGGCUGCCCCACCCGCUGGCGUUCAGCUACCGUCCGGCUGGUCGCCGGCUCGGCCGAUCCCCGUGGAUCAGAAUGUUCCUCCACCUCCGAAGCCUGGUGCCUCGCCGUCGGCGGGUCUGCCGAAAGUAGCACCGUUCGCCGGACCGCCUGCAGCCGAAGCGGCACCGCAAGUCGUGCCGCCGUCGGCAACAUCUGUGCCUGCAGUUGAGCCAGUGCUGCCAUCGCUAGAGCCUGAUACUGCCCCAGGCGUACCUUUGGGCGUUCCGCAUACUCCACCGAGCGCUGCACCCCAAGCUCCGGCACCAGCAGCGACUACUUUUCCACCCGCCGAAGGCUCGGGUUUUCCAGCAACGGCAAGCGAUAACUUGGUUCCUGCGCUGUCUGCUGACAGCGGCGUGUCUCCCAGCGCAUCUGGUGCCUCGGCCACGUCUGCUGGCGCUAAAUCGAGUGAAACGAGGGCUCCAAACGGUUUGGGCGGGGACGCACUCAUCCUCAACAAACUGACUGAAAUUCAAGACCUGCUGACGAAAAAUGCCGCCGAAGUGGCCGAAGCCACGCGGAGGCAGAUGCCACUCCCACGAUACAGGUUCGCGUUCGGACCGCCAUUUUCAGACCGGACGGACGCAUCGAAGAAGUACUGGUCUUCUCUGUGCGCGGAAACCCCGGUAACCCAGGCGCAACCGCCCAUGCAUUUUCCACCUACCACUGUGACCAUACUGACAACGCCAGACCCACCACCCAUGCCUCCGCCUGAAAAGCCUGCAACAGAAAAGAAAAGUCGCACAACGCCCCCAGAGCCACGUUUAUCGCGCGAAAAAGUUUACGUCGAGGAAACCGAGGAACACGCCAGCACUGAAGAGAGCUACAAGGGGCGGCGGCGCUUCAUCAGAGACCGGCACUUUAGGCAGACUGAUGAAGAGGAUGAGGAAGAUAACGGUGAUGAGGAUAGUGAAGACGAAGAUGAGGACGAAGAAGGUGAGGAAGAAGAUUACGACUACAACGCAUUCAAAGGACGGGCUAGUCGCAAUCGUCGUUGCUCAUACCAGCGUAGGCUGCAGCCAAAGGCCGAGAGACGACAGCCCACAGCAGCUCCCCUCAUGAUGGGAAGGUACUUGGAGCCGCCUACACCAGCGAUUGGUACGUACCGAGCGCCUUCGCCGUACUAUAUGCACCACCAGGCUCAGGCACCCAUGGUGAACUUCUACCAGCCGAGUCCACCGAUGGGAGCCAUGUUCCCUCCACCAGACGGCUACCAGCCUCCGGCCCCGAUGAUGCAGCCUCCUCCACCUAUGCCUGCCUAUCCUCAGGAACAACCUCGCAUGUGGACAAACCACCAGCAGUGGCCGCAGCCAACCAGCGCGCCGCCGGAGAGCAGCUUCCCGGAGAUUGGCAUUGUACACAGGGAGGAGCGGAUCGAGUACGAAUGCGCCUCGGGCCAGACGUGCCAGGUGCGAACCGACAACCGCACGACUGUCUCGGCUGACUCCGGCUUCGUGAACAGGACACCCGCACAGGAACACGCUGCCCACGGCGACGGGCGAGUUCCCUGUCUGUCUAGACAGCCAGCAAGGAGUGAAAUCACCGCCCUACCAAAGACAGUGACAAAAACUCCAGAGAAAGAAAAGCGGCUGCAGUUGACUCCCAAUGUAGCUUUGAAGAUUGCCAGGGAUGUGGAAGAAAACAACGUGACCACCCCUCCGGGGGACAAGAGAAAAGAAGUUGAAAUCAAGAUUACAGAACAAGUUGUAAUAGCAAUGAAGGAUGACGACGAAACAGAAAUGGCCGAGGAAAACACUGCGGGAAGUUGCACACAGGUGAAAGUCGAAACUCCAGCCGUCGUCGUUGAGGCUAGAAGUGAGAUUGAGCUUCAAGCAGAAAGUGCUUCUAUGCCGGUCGCACAGAAAGGAGGCGGCAAAUCUCCGGACUCGUCCGACUCGUCAGACUCGUCGGAGUCUUCGGAAGGCUCGUACGAGCUACCGGUAAAGCACCAAAGGCCAUUGCCACCUGUCAAGCGCAAGCGCGGUCAAGAUGCACGGCUUCAGCGAUUAAUAAAGCUAGAGAGACUGCUUAGAGAGAAGAUGGCGAAAAAUCCUGAGCUCCGUAAGAUGCUGCCGGAAGAAGUGUUCCUCACCAAGGACGAGACGGCGCGAAUACAGGAGCGCCAGGAGCGUGAAGCCACGGCUGCUGCUGUUCAGCAGCGAGACGAAGCGGCCCAGACGAUGGACGCAGCGCAGGCCGACAUAAACAGGCUGCUGCAACUCGAAGCGGAUCUCAAGGCAGAACUGGCGAAGCUGCAAUGCGCACGGAGGGAGCCGCUUUCGGGCAGGGCAAUGGUCGAGGAUGGCCGUGAAAAACUCAAGAGCAUCGCUGAGGCUACUCUUAUUGACCGCGCCGUUUUCGAGACACCGAAAAAAGAGCGAGUUACGAUGCGGGAUUUAGCGGUGGGUGUUCAUUAUGACGUCAUGGAGUCUCCAGGUCCCCCUCCUCCGUCACCGGAGCCUGGAUGUGAAGAUUACAACGCGACCACCUGCCCGCGUCCACGUUUUCAACAAAGGCUCGAAGCGGUUUUCAACUCGUGUGCCUGCGUCAAGCAAGGUUUCAAACCGCCUUCCGUCGACCAAAGCAACUACAAGAUCAUCGACCCGGGCAGCGACAACAAUUAG